AUGGCACUUGCGGUAGCCGCACCCUCGGAAUGGAGAGGUAUUCUUCCAUACAAUACAUCCAAGGACAGUCCGACGGUGCACAGCAUGAAAGUAGCGACAGACGUCAAAAACGAACAGGGUGAAUUUGGAUUCUGGGACACUUGCGUACAUACCGUCGUUCGCGAGCAUUGCCAGAGAUCUCCGGACUCACCCGCAGUCAAUGCAUGGGACGGGUCAUUCACCUACGCCGAGCUCGACAGCCUGUCGGAUGCCAUUGCGUCAGUCUUGAUCCUCUUUGGAGUCAAGCCAGAGAGCAUUAUACCCAUAUACAUGCACAAGUCCCGAUGGACAACGGUUGCUAUAUUGGGAGUUCUCAAGAGUGGAGGAGCAUUCACCCUUCUCGAUCCAUCCCAUCCACGGAGCAGGCUGGAGGAGAUAUGUAAGGAAAUCCAGGCAAGGUUUAUCCUUACGAGUGAGGAACUCAGCAAACAGUGUUCGGAGAUGUCUUCUGUCCUAGUCGUGGAGCAUCUAAGCCGGGCAUGCUUGCUGAGUCCCGGCCAAGCUGGGCAAACACCGUCUCGACCUGAAAACGCCGCUUAUAUCGCGUUCACAUCAGGUUCGACAGGAAAGCCCAAAGGCAUUGUCAUCGAGCAUCGAUCAUAUUGCUCUGGAGCUCGUUCGCACCUGAAGGUAUUUGGUAUCGAUUCGACGUCGCGCGUUCUUCAAUUUGCCUCGUAUGCCUUCGAUGUCAGCAUCAUGGAGACGCUUAGUACUCUGAUGGCGGGAGGUUGUUUAUGCGUAAUGAGCGAGUCUGAACGGAGCGACCCAAACCUGUUCGUUGAGUCUUAUAAGAACUUCCGGAUCUCCCACUGCUUUAUGACCCCAUCCUUUGCGAGGACGGUGCAAUGGACAGAAUGUUGCAACCCGCCACCCACCCUGAUCGUGGGAGGCGAGUUGAUGCGCCCCUCCGAUACGAGAGCAUACAAAGCAAUGGGAAUUUGCUGCAUGAACGCAUACGGGCCAGCCGAAUGUUCCGUCAACGUGUCUGUACAGUCUAGGGUGGAAGAUGGUGUUGAUCCUCGAAACAUCGGGUACACCACAGGGGCGACAGCCUGGAUUAUUAGCCCGGAGAAUCCAGAGCAGCUGAUGCCACCCGGUACGGUUGGGGAACUGCUCGUGGAAGGGCCGAUUGUUGGUCGCGGCUACCUCAAUGAUCCCAGCGCCACUCGCCAGGCGUUUAUUGAUACACCCGGAUGGCUGCGCCGGCACCGCAAGGGUACCUCUUAUCAGCACCGAGUCUACCGCACCGGCGAUUUGGCCUCCCAGGACAGCAUAAGCGGUGCGCUGCUACUACACGGUCGCAAAGAUGCCCAAGUGAAGAUUCGCGGCCAGCGGGUCGAGCUCCCUGAUAUCGAACACCAUCUCCAACAGACUCUCCCGGACGGCGAUGCCGAGGUCAUUGUCGAAAAGGUCACCUUUUCCGACGAUGGAGCGGAAAAGCUCAUUGCCUUUGUCUUAAUCCCUCCGUCUAGCACUGGUUUCAUCACGGACAACAUGGGAGAUCGUCUCUUCCUGGCGCCGCAAUCACAGAUCAUGGAGCAAUUCGCCAUCAGCAAGAAGCAUCUACAAACAAAUCUACCCAGCUACAUGGUUCCAGAUAUAUUCAUUCCUAUAUCCACUAUCCCUCAAACUGUAUCGGGGAAAACAGACCGCAAAGCCUUGCGAACCCGAGCUGCUGCCCUCUCGAGACGGGACGUUCAAUGUUAUCUGCUCUCGCCCACGGGUGAUAAACGUCCUCCAUCCACACUCAAAGAAACAACCAUCCGAAGUCUGUAUAGCAAAGUGCUGAACCUACCCAUCGACUUGAUAGGCAUGGACGACACUUUCUUGCGCCUCGGGGGGGAUUCACUUCAAGCCAUUCGUCUCGUUGCAGCGGCCAGGACGGCCGGGCUUGUACUACACGCCAAAGAUAUCCUUUCGUCGCAGAGUACGCUGGCUGAGCAAUCGCAACGUGCAGGUUUGAUCCAGACAUCAGACCAUACAGGGGAAGCUUCAACUCCGUUUGCCCUCUUGCCUGUGGCAACGAGGCACGAUAUUGUCGACCUGGCCCAGAAGCAGUGCCGCGUGUCUUCGAAGCUCAUUGAAGAUAUCUACCCUUGUACCGCACUGCAGGAGGGCAUGUUCAUGACGUCUUUAAGACACCCAGGCAUGUAUACCGGGCAGAUAACAUUUGACAUUCCCGACAGAAUGGAGUUACCCCGUUUGAGGGCUGCAUGGCUGUCGGUGGUGUCCAAGAAUGCUGCUCUGCGAACACGCAUCAUCGAGACCCACGAGGGACUCAUGCAAGCGGUGAUCGUCGAUGACUUCGCGUGGGAGGAAGAAACCGACGAGAUGCUGCCUUCUGGCCGCUGGGAGGUACUCGAGAUCACCAAGAUCGGUGUGCCUUUGGUUCGGUUUCGCUAUCGCCCUCGACAUCGGCAGCUGAUUAUGACAAUCCACCACUCCAUCUGGGAUGGCUGGUCGCUCCGUUUGGUGCAUGAGCAACUACAGCGUGCCUACAUCGGGCGCGAUCCGUUACCGAGCACCUCAUACCGCUCCUUCAUUCAAUACGGACAGGACCUACCAGGGGCAGACGAGUUCUGGGCCUCCGAGCUCGCCGGCGUGAAUGCACCGAUAUUCCCGACCUUGCCAUCUGGCAACUAUCGACCGUGCGUAAACGCAUCGCAUCGACAUGGGGUGAGAAAGUUGGUCUCAACCGGAAGGGGGGAGCAUACCGCCGCUACCUAUAUUCACCUUGCCUGGUCGUUACUCGUUGCCCACUAUACGGACGCGGACGAGACCGUAUACGGGGUGACGGUCAACGGGCGUAGUGCCGACGUACCGGGGAUCGAAAAUAUCGUGGGUCCAACAAUUGCAACCGUCCCGCUGCGCAUUCGAGUCAAUCAGGAAGAUACCGUGAAGAUGGCGCUGGAUCAGGUCCAGGACUCUCUCGCACGCAUGAUUCCCUACGAACAGGCUGGCUUGCAGCGCAUCAGCCGGUGUAGCAGAGAUGCCUCCGAAGCUUGUCGCUUCCAGACUUUGCUUAUCAUUGAAGCUCCUGCGGAUCGCGACGUGGCUUGCGAGAAGAACGAAGCCAAAAACUUCUCCAUUAUCCGGGGAACGACUCAGACUGGGAUGGACUACACCGCGUUCUCGCCUUACGCGAUGAUGCUAAUCUUCCGUACUAGCGCUGACAAGAGCGCGAUUACGUUGGAUAUCACAUAUGACGCGCAAGUAAUAGGCUGCGUUGAGGUGGAGCGAAUGGCUCAUCAAUUCGAGCAUGUCUUGCGACACAUCUAUAAGCGUGCAACGGGAAGGAUUGGAGAUAUCAGCUUUCUCGGGCCGCGGGACAUCGAGCAAGUACAACAAUGGAACAGUUACAUGCCACCAGCCGACAAUCGCUUUUUGCAGGAGUUGAUCUUUGCUCGGUGCUCCCGUCGACCUCAGGCGUCGGCUAUCAUUUCCUGGGAUGGCUCAUGGACAUAUCGGGAACUCUGGGCACACUCAUCGUUCUUCGCCCGGCAACUGCAGAGGUAUGGUGUGACGCGAGGGACUCCUGUGGCUGUCUGCCUGGACCGCAGCAGGUGGAGCAUUGCAGUCAUCCUGGCCGUUCUGCUCGCUGGAGGCACAUGCGUGCUGAUCGAUUUACUGUCUCCACGACAAAGAGUGCGAGAUAUCCUUCAGAUCGUCGGCGCAGGCAUCAUGGUCAACAGUCAUGCAACUGCCCCGGUGACGUCUGGCCUCUGUCCCACUGUUAUCGAUGUAUCCCUCCUUGUGGCCCAGAACGACGAUUCGCAGACGGAAUGUCCCUUCAAUUUGGACACAUGGGAGAGGGGGGUAGGAACCCCAGAGGACCUCGCAUUUAUCAUGUUUACGUCCGGUAGUACCGGCCAUCCCAAAGGCAUUGAGAUGCCCCAUCGCACCCUCUCCACGAGCAUCUACCAUCACAGCGCGGGGAUGAAAGUGAAAUCUAGCAGUCGUGUCCUGCAUUUCUCCUCAUAUGCAUUUGACGUGAGCAUCUAUGAAAUCUUCACCACAUUGGCCGCUGGUGGAACCAUCUGCGUCCCAUCCGAGUUUGACCGCAUGAACAAUCUCUCAGGCUUUAUUCAAGACACCCAAGUCAAUUGGGCGUUUUUAACCCCUUCCACGGCUAGAAGCCUCGACCCCGCAGACGUUCCCUUGCUAACCACCCUAGUCCUGGGAGGUGAAGCUGUGACCCACGAGAGCGUUGAAGCGUGGGCAAAAGGCCGCUCUCUCAUCAACGGCUAUGGCCCUGCCGAGGCAACGAUCUGUGGAGUGGGCAAUAUCCCUGAAGCGGGAUGGAAAUCCGGCGUUAUCGGUCAAAUCGUUGGUGGUUUGGGCUGGGUUACUGUGCCAUCAGACCCGAACAGACUGGCAGCGGUUGGCGCCGUGGGUGAACUUCUCCUUGAAGGCCCGUUCCUGGCGAGGGGAUACCUGAACCUGCCAGAGGUUACGAGGGCCGCUUUCAUUGACCCUCCCAGCUGGAGAACACAGAUUCCUGCUCCGUCGCCCUAUCCUUUCCUCUACCGAACAGGCGACCUGGUCCAAUAUCAGCCGGACGGAUCCAUUCAGUAUAUCGGUCGUAAAGACAGCCGUAUCAAACUCCGAGGCCAGCUCGUCGAUCUGAGUGCAGUUGAGGCAAGUCUCAUGAGAGUGUAUCCGGCUGCGAUUCAGGUGGUCGCAGACGUGUUGGUUUCAGAGAAUACCACCAGACUGAUUGCCAUGAUGAAGCUCGGUCCACCAGUGACAGAGACCCACGAUGAUCCUUUGUUCGAGGCCCCAGACUUGGCUUUCAACGAGGCUGCUGCCUCUGUCCAAGCUCGUCUUCGGGCCAUUGUACCUCCCUAUAUGGUGCCAUCCAUGUUCAUUCCUCUACGUCACAUCCCUCGCACCCUCACAGGCAAGACAGAUCGUCGUCAGCUCCGAGACAAACUACUCUCAUUAUCACAAAGCGACCUCCAACGCUAUAUCAUGAGCUCCUCGGCCAAGACACCCAUGUCUGAUGACAAUGAACGGAGACUUCAAGAGAUUUGGGCAGAGGUGCUUCAGCUCCCAUGCGAAGCAAUCGGGAGAGAGGAUUCUUUCUUACUUCUUGGCGGCGAGUCUCUAGCGACGAUGAAAAUGGUAGCAUUGGCAAGGCGGGUCGGGUUCGUGUUCGCUGUGGCAGACGUUUUGAACAACACGAGUCUGUCAACCCUCGCGCAGUUUCGACAUUUGAUCACAGAGGAUGACAUUCCGAGCCCGUCACCCUCGCUCUCACUGUCAACCAUCGAAAGCCAGUCCCUCCAGAAGAUUCUUCGACCAUUACAGAACGGCGGCCUCAUUCAAGGAGGCAAUGACAUCGCGGCUAUUCAUCCUGUCACUGCCGCGCAAGCAUUCCUCGUACAGAGGUAUCCAUGGUCCCAUUUCCAGUUUGACUUAUCUGGCGCUAUCUCGCCCAGCAAGCUUCAAACCGCCUGCACUACGUUGAUGGCCCGAUUUACUAUCCUUCGCACGGUAUUUGUCGAACAUGCGGGCCAUCUCUUGCAACUCGUCUUGCGGGAGGUGCGCAAGUGUGUCCAUGAAAUUACGACCGAUGAGCCUCUCGAUGACUUCUGUAAUUCACUUUGUCAACAGCAGCAGGGCGUCUGUGUUGUUAACUCUACAGCGCUGCCAACUCUGUUUACUCUCGUGUCCAACCGCCAGCUUAACAGACAUCGACUUCUCCUCCGCCUUGCUCAUGCACAGUACGAUCUCACCACAAUCCCUCUAAUCGUCCAAGCCUUGGCCGAUGAAUACAACGGAACCCUCCGUGCGGGUUUCUCCUCCGACUUCAGCUACUAUCUCAAUCAUCACAUGCGGCAGACUAACGACGACAGGGCUCAUACCUUCUGGAACCAAUACCUGUCGGGCUCUUUUAUGACGUCUACGGAUCAGACCGCAGACACUACGACGCCUCAAGAGCGCAUCUUUCACGUCACUGGAUCAUGCACAGUUACGCCAGCAUCACAUCCCUUGGGCAUCACAACUGCCACCGCCGUCAAAGCCGCCGUCUGCCUGGUUCUAGCCUCACGGACCGGCUGCACAGACAUCGUCGUCGGUCAAACAGUGGACGCCCGGUGUAGUUCGGCUGACGGCACCCUUGACCAAAUUGUUGGCCCCUGCACGAAUUAUAUCCCGUACCGGCUCAGCGUGUGCUGUUCUAAAACUGCGUUGGAAUACCUCUGCAGCGCGCAAGCCCAGCACACAACAUCCCUUCGAUACUCCUCCCUGGACCUCGACCAGAUCGUGGCCAAGUGCACCAGCUGGCCGAGCAGUACUCAAUUUGGAUAUAUCGUCCAGCACCAGAACACUGGCGCAGACUUGGCUCUCUCGCUGGCAGGUUGCACUACUUCCUCGCCGAUGACUUCUUACGGCCAUGUAUUUCCUCAAGGGGAGGUCUGGAUCGGCUCGACGCCCUAUUCUACCGGUCUGAAAAUUGAUGUCAUUGCCCCGAGCGCAGUGCUAAGCCAGGAGGACGCUCAGGCUAUGGCUGGGGAGGUUGGCGCGGCGUUGGAGAACUUGCUUGCGUGUGGAGAUCGCCCUCUUUCGGAUUUGAUAGGAAAUACAUUCGCUACCUAA
Molecule: messenger RNA, 6639 nt
Organism: Aspergillus fischeri NRRL 181
Lineage: Eukaryota; Fungi; Ascomycota; Eurotiomycetes; Eurotiales; Aspergillaceae
Gene: ftmA
Product: nonribosomal peptide synthetase ftmA
Exons: 1
Coding region: 1-6639 (2212 amino acids)
Biological process (GO): secondary metabolite biosynthetic process; amino acid activation for nonribosomal peptide biosynthetic process
Cellular component (GO): cytoplasm
Molecular function (GO): phosphopantetheine binding; catalytic activity
Source: RefSeq, a predicted model, not a curated record